Messenger RNA from Daphnia pulicaria, 1562 nucleotides. RefSeq names its product glycerol-3-phosphate dehydrogenase [NAD(+)], cytoplasmic-like (gene Gpdh1). NCBI's taxonomy places the organism in Eukaryota, Metazoa, Arthropoda, Branchiopoda, Diplostraca, Daphniidae. The transcript is spliced from 9 exons. Gene Ontology annotation, molecular function: protein homodimerization activity; NAD binding; glycerol-3-phosphate dehydrogenase [NAD(P)+] activity. The record is from RefSeq and is a predicted model, not a curated record. Bases 200 to 1276 code for a protein of 358 amino acids. Gene Ontology annotation, biological process: carbohydrate metabolic process; glycerol-3-phosphate catabolic process. Gene Ontology annotation, cellular component: glycerol-3-phosphate dehydrogenase (FAD) complex; cytosol.
UAUAUACGGACUAGGGCCACUGUUUGACUUGGUAGUCAGUCGCAACUUUCGUCGUAGAAGCAUCUGAUCGGCAGGCAGCAGACGAGUCCUGUACGAGCGCACAAUCACAAAAGGUUCCCUUAGAUUGGUGCGAUCUCCCUUGUUAUCUAGACUUUAUAGACCUUGUUCAUUGUUUUUCAGCUGCUCAUCGCGUGACAACAUGAGUCUAAAGAAGAAAAUUUGCGUUGUUGGAUCAGGAAAUUGGGGCUCAACCAUUGCUAAAAUCGUUGGGCACAAUGUUGUUAAGUACAAUGAACAAUUUGAAAGUCAGGUGUCCAUGUGGGUUUUUGAGGAAAUGAUUGAUGGCAAAAAGCUAACUGAAAUCAUCAAUGAAACCCACGAAAAUGUGAAGUACUUGCCCAAUCACAAAUUGCCAACGAAUGUUAUUGCUAUUCCAGAUGUAGUCGAGGCAGCUAAAGAUGCUGAUAUUUUGAUCUUUGUUAUUCCCCAUCAAUUUAUCACAAGGAUCUGUGAACAGCUUGUGGGAAAUAUCAAAGCAACUGCUUUUGGACUUUCACUAAUCAAGGGUUUCUUGCCCGUUCCCGGAGGUGGUAUCGAAUUGAUUUCGCAUGCCAUCAACAAGAAGCUGAACAUCCCCAUCGCUGUCUUGAUGGGUGCUAAUCUUGCCCCAGAAGUGGCCGACGAAAAAUUCUGCGAGACCACAAUUGGAGCCGCUUCACUGGAGAACGGGAACGUUCUGCGCGAUAUUAUCCAAACUGAGUAUUUCAGGGUGGUGGUUGUGAAUGACGUGGAAGCUGUAGAAAUGUGCGGUGCCUUGAAGAAUAUUGUGGCUUGCGGUGCUGGAUUUGUCGAUGGCCUAGGCUACGGCGACAACACAAAGGCAGCCGUCAUCCGUUUGGGAUUGAUGGAGAUGAUUAAAUUCGCCGAGCUGUUCUAUCCGGGAUCCAAACUGUCCACCUUUUUCGAAAGCUGUGGUGUGGCCGAUCUGAUCACAACUUGCUAUGGUGGUCGUAACCGACGUGUUUCCGAGGCCUUCGUAAAGAGCAAGAAGAGCAUUGCUGAGUUGGAGAAAGAAAUGCUCAAUGGUCAGCAACUUCAAGGACCUGCAACGGCAGAAGAGGUCAACUUUAUGCUCAAAGCCAAAGGCAUUGAAGACAAAUUCCCUCUUUUCACGGCUAUUCAUCGAAUUUGUCUAGGAGAGCUCUCCCCGGAGCAGAUGGUCGAUUGCAUCCGCAACCACCCCGAGCACAUGGCCGAUUCGCGAGCCAAGCUUUAAGUCAUCUUCCCACUACUUUUUUUCUGGUACUUUAUUUGACUGUAGCAACCAAUUAUUUACUUUCUCUCGCGUGUGCCUGAUUUUGCCACUUCCGACCUACCAAAGUUUCAGCCAUUUCUCAGCAACGCGAAAAAUUCAAAAUAUUUGCCGAGCUGAGAGUAAAGUUGUUUACAAGAUGUAUCUGGGUUUGUUAAGUAGAAUAACUGUGGGUUUGUUUUGGAAUUUGUUUAUCUAUCGUUGUUGGAUAAUUUGUUUGUCAACUUUGAAAUACAUACUUGGCAACGCA